Molecule: messenger RNA, 2034 nt
Organism: Peronospora farinosa
Lineage: Eukaryota; Oomycota; Peronosporomycetes; Peronosporales; Peronosporaceae
Source: the annotation of a GenBank genome assembly
AUGGGCAAAAUCAUCGAGUCGAUCCUGAGCGUAUAUUCGGCGCGUGCGGACGAUGCGUCUGCACGUCCCACAAUUUCCUUUGAGUUUUUUCCCGCCAAGACGAAUGCCGGCAUAUUUAAUCUACUAACGCGCGUGGAAGAGAUGGGAUUAACGCUACAGCCGACGUUUGUGACACUCACAUGGCGUUCCGCUUUCAAAGACGAGACGCUGUGGUUACGCAUCGGUGCUCAUAUUCAGAAUGAAUUUCAAAUGGACAUACUGCUGCAUUUGACGUGCCAUUUACCCACGGAACAGCUCAAACGUAUCCUCAAGAACGCGCGUGCCGCCGGCAUCCGCAACAUUCUCGCACUUCGAGGAGAUCCGCCCAUUGGAUCCGAGCGUUGGGCGCCUGUGGAGGGCGGAAUGAGCAAUGCGAAGGACCUUAUUAAGCUCAUUCGAGAAGAGCACGGAGAUUAUUUUUGUAUUGCUUGUGCGGGUUAUGCAGAAGUACACACCGAGUCGUGGAAUCAUCCGGACCUGCCGCCGUCAAACGAGGCGCGUGCUCUAGAUCUGCAACGACUGAAAGCCAAACAAGAUGCAGGAGCAGACUUUAUUAUCACUCAGUUUUUCUUUGAUGUGGACAAUAUGAUCCAGUGGAUCGCUGAUUGCAAAGACGCAGGGAUUACCAUCCCCAUCUUGCCCGGCUAUCUACCAAUUCAGAACUACAGUUCCUUCUGCAAGUUCACGAGCUGGUGCAAGACACGAGUCCCGGAACAGGUGCUAACGGAUUUAAAUGCGAUUAAAAAUGACGACGCGGCUGUUCGUUACUAUGGCACGCAGCUUGCAGUGAAGACGUGUCAGCGUCUGCUGGCUGCUGGAGUGCACUCGCUGCAUUUCUACACGAUGAAUCUGGCUGCUACCGUGACGCAGGUGUUGGACGAUCUGCAACUGCUGCCUGCGCGCAACCAGCGCGAGCUGCCGUGGCAGUCAACGUUGCAUCGCUUGGCCGUCGAGGGUGAGCAGGUGCGCCCCAUCUUUUGGUCUAACCGCCAGGCCAGCUAUAUUGCGCGUACUGCUGCGUGGGACGAGUUUCCUAACGGACGCUGGGGAGAUCGCACAAGCCCGGCUUAUGGUGAGCUUUCGGAGUAUUAUCUAGCCUUCAAGCGACCGAAGGUCCAGCGUGCUAAACUGUGGGGAACUCCACAGACAGAAGAGGAUGUUUGGAACGUGUUCGUUCGUUUCAUUGAUGGCCAGGUGAAGCAACUGCCGUGGUGCGAGCAGGCUCUGUCCCUCGAGAGCGCUGCCAUCAGCGAAAACUUGCAGUGGCUCAAUUCCAACGGCUUCUUAACAAUCAACAGUCAGCCGCGAGUGAACGGUGCUCCUUCGAGCGACAAGUCUGUCGGUUGGGGUGGUGACGACGGUGUUGUGUUCCAAAAAGCUUACGUGGAAUUUUUCGUUGCCCCUGAAAAGAUGGCACAUCUCGUGAAAGUCAUGCGGCGAGACUACCCGCAGCUGUCGUUCCACGCCCUCAACCGCCGGGGCGAUGAGCACCGCAAUACUCCGCUGCACAGCGUCACGGCCGUCACGUGGGGCGUCUUCCCCGGCAUCGAAAUUGUGCAGCCCACGGUCGUGGACGCGGACUCUUUCGCAGCCUGGAAGGAUGAGGCAUUUGAGUUGUGGCAGACCCAGUGGGCAUCGGCCUACCCUGAGGGUUCGCGUUCGCGUGAAGUCGUCCAACACAUCUACGACACGUACUUCCUUGUCAACAUUGUCGACAAUGACUAUGCCAACGAUGAGUCUGACAUCUUUAGCAUCUUCACGCGGAUUAUAACGGAGGCAAUGAAUAAGGAUCAGCUACGCGCGCGUGUGCUGGAGCUGGCAACUCGACGGGAAAAGAUGUUCGACACACUAGCGUCGUUUCAGACGUUGCAGGACGAACAAAAUGGAGAGCUGCGCGCUACACACUCGGAGCUCGCGAGUGUGCGCAGCGAGAAUCUCCAGCUAAAGGAGAAGAUCCGCCAGCUGCAGGCCCGACUCGCUCUCACGUCACUGUAG